Molecule: messenger RNA, 4373 nt
Organism: Triplophysa dalaica
Lineage: Eukaryota; Metazoa; Chordata; Actinopteri; Cypriniformes; Nemacheilidae
Gene: dpf1
Product: double PHD fingers 1
Exons: 12
Coding region: 10-1233 (407 amino acids)
Biological process (GO): nervous system development
Cellular component (GO): nBAF complex
Source: RefSeq, a predicted model, not a curated record
AGAGAAUGAAUGAAAUUGAAAUUGCUGGUAUAUUACAUGUACAAUACCGGGGAUCUGCAGUCUUACAUUGUAUCAUUCUAUAUCAAAAUGGCCACAGUGGUCCAAAAUCCUCUGAAAUCGCAAUCAAGUGGAGGCGUCAUAAAGAACAGCCUCGGUGAGGAGUUCUACCGCGAGGCCAUCGAGCACUGCCGCAGUUAUAAUGCUCGACUCUGCGCCGAGCGCUCUAUGCGUCUGCCUUUCCUCGACUCACAAACAGGCGUAGCACAGAGUAACUGCUACAUAUGGAUGGAGAAGACCCAUCGAGGGCCAGGUGUGGCACCCGGGCAGCUGUAUACCUAUCCUGCACGCUGCUGGAGGAAGAAAAGACGGUUAAACAUUUUAGAGGAUCCACGUCUUGGACCUUUCGAGUUUAAGAUUGAUUAUGAGGCAACGCUGAAGAAAGAAGGAGGUGUUCCUGAAGGUCCGGUUCUGGAGUCUCUCCUCAGUGGAGAACUGCUGGAUAAAAAGGUUGAGACAAAGGAAGAGGAACCCAUGAGUGAAUGCCAGAAGCUGCUGGUGGGAGACUUUCCCCAUGAAUUGGAUGUGGAAGAGUUGGAGGAAGACGUCCCCAAAAGGAAGAAUCGCACCAAAGGACGGGCAUGUGGUGUUGGGGGAAUGAGGAAAAGACAGGACCCAGCAUCUCUAGAGGAUAGAGACAAGCCAUAUGUGUGUGACAUUUGUGGAAAGCGCUACAAGAACCGCCCGGGAUUGAGUUACCACUACACUCACACACACCUGGCAGACGAGGAGGGCGAGGAAGACUCUGAACGGCACACGCUGCCCUUCCAGCGCAAGAACAACCACAAACCCAAAAAAGCAGCCGACGGCUCUGUCAUCCCCAACGGCUACUGCGACUUCUGUUUAGGGGGCUCUAAGAAAACAGGCUGUCCCGAAGAUCUCAUUUCUUGCGCCGACUGCGGCCGAUCAGGUCAUCCGUCGUGUCUGCAAUUCACCGUCAACAUGACGGCUGCGGUGAGGACGUACCGCUGGCAGUGUAUCGAAUGCAAAUCGUGCAGUUUGUGCGGCACGUCAGAGAAUGAUGAUCAGCUUUUAUUCUGUGAUGACUGCGACAGAGGAUACCACAUGUAUUGUCUAAGCCCCCCUAUGGCGGAGCCACCGGAGGGAAGCUGGAGUUGCCACCUGUGUCUGCGCCAGCUAAAAGAAAAAGCGUCCGCCUACAUCACACUAACCUAAUCCACAUGCCCUUCUUCACCCCACCAGUCUCAUCCACCUCUAUCCCAUCUUCAAAGAUCCAAAGAGUCUCCCCCAUCAUCAACCAGAAGAGAACACUCUUUCAUUUGCCAUGCACGGUGACUGCAAGGAAAACCACCUGAAGCCACCAACAUUUUUGUGAGUCGGGACUAAAGCUCCUCAUCCGUCCCUCCAAAGAGCUUGUUCCUUCUCGGACCUGUGGGGUCUUCUUCUUGUCUAACUCUGUUUUAUGGUGGUUAGACAAGCAGUGCCAAACGGUUUGCGGCUGAGGAGACACUUUUUGCACGAAUUGGGGGAGGAGUCUCUGUGACAUCAAUAGACGACGAGAUGAGACGUGAGCAUGCGUGCAUCUCACCAAAGCUUGUGAUUGGAGAGAAAGCGCUGUCAACGUGCCAUUGAUUCUUCGCGGUAUUGUUCGGAAGCAGACACCAGCACGUGAUGAAAUUUGGCUUUUUGUUAAUUACAAAGACGAAUGAAAUAUUCAAUAAUUAACAUCCCUCCAAGGUACAACAUUUGGUCAAUGCAACACGUUGCACUAAAUUCUAGGAAUCGUUCCAAAAACAGAAGUGAUCCAUCACGGACCAAGAAUGCUGGAACCGUUUUCAUGCGUUGAUAACCCUUUAUUAAAAAUGUCAGAGGUGCAUGUCUAUCAAGCAGAGAAGUUGCUCUGCGUGAAAAAAGAAAAGAAAGAAAAUGAUUUCUUCCGUACUUCCAACGAGUUCCCCACCUCUUCCUAUUCUAAAGCCAACAUCAAACUCCCUCUCAGCAAGGGUGCGUUUGUAAGAGUGUAUAUUUCUCGGGCAACGUCUGGCCUUGUUUUAAAAACAGGGCGUUAAAUGUUUGAUCGCUCUCUUUUUUAUGAUGACUUGCUUGCAUGUUGUAACAGUAUCGUUUUAAAAUGAUUUAAGGACAAAAAAUGGAAGAAAGCACACUUAUUCUGCAAUAAUGUUUUUUGUGUUUGUGACCCUCUCUGGGUAAGUUGUGUCUGUAUGUACGUGCGCUUUAAAAACUCUUUGAAACGUCAGAAAGCCGGAGUCUGGAAAGAGUACAGUGUGCGGAGCGUUCAAAGUGGGAGGCGUUUGAAUUCUGCCAUUUUUGAUGCCACUGCAAAUGUGAUUUUUUGUUUUUCUGGACGAACCGAAAACCAGCUUGGAGAUACAUUAUAUGGUCUAUUUUUAGUGGCAUUUUUUCCUUUUCUUGACAAGAAAAUCGUGCAGCUUUUUUGUAGAACGAGCUCUGCUUUGUGUUAUGAAAUUUGCUACUGCGGUCUGCUUAAAAGAAGUUCAAACCAAUGGGGGAAGGCAGGAUGUGUGCGUGUUUGUGAGAUUGUGCCGAGGUGACGGUUUUGAACCAAAAGUCCCCUCUUAUCCGUGGCCUAACUGAAAGACUGCCUGCCAUUUUGUCUUCUCGGAGUCCUUGAGCUUUAAGUUGCGAGACAUUUGCUGUAAAUAGAUAAGUGCUCUGUCUAUCCUAAAUCGGUCCAUGUUAUAGACUCAAGUGAAAUGUUUCAUGUGCUGUAAUGCAUCAAAAUGUGAAAACAGCCUUUUCUACACAGCUAGUGGAAUAUUAAUCCAUGUUAUUGGGUUAUUUCUAUUUUUGUAUCAUUUUCCAAUUUUAAUGAGCACUAUGCCAUUGGCACUGUUACCAGAUAUAUAAAUUAGGUGAUCUUUUCCAUUCUUUUUGAAAGAGUAGAAAUGUUUUGUCAGUAGAAAUAGUCUUGAUUUCACAUUUUGAUAAUUCAACUUCACUGUUGAGCCAACCUAAGUUGUAUUGUCGAACGCCCUCAUUGUUCAUUUUGUACUUCUGACAAUUUUGCACAGUCUGUGGGUUUAGUUGAGGGCACUUUGAUAAUAAAAUGAAAGCAAUUGAAUUAGAGUAACAAAAUUGAAGGCACAUUAACCAAACAAUAAUUACACUUGAAAUGUGUUGAUUCUCCAGUUAUAACAUAGAGAAAUCUUAGAGGUGAAGUGUGUCAUUUUUUGUGGCUUUAUGUCGCUUUUAAACCGUUGCUCUGUUUGUUUGAGCAGCAUAGCAACAUCAGCUCAACCAAUGGCAAGAGUUUGGGGCGGGACCAACUGUUUUUAAUUGACCAAUGAAAGAGAGAUGGCAAGAUAGAAAGGACUCCUACUGUAGAAAUGACACACUUCGCCUUUAAUGCUGAGUUCACACCAAACACGAACAAUCACAAUCCACGCCAUUUAUUACUCACAGGAAUAGUUCAUUAUUUUCGUGUGAGUGACGUGUAAAACAUCACCUUUGGACGUGUCAAACAGUAGGUGUCAAUGAGCUCUUCAUGCACAUUUCUCUCUUGAGUUGAAAUUUUUCAACUUGCGCAGAACAUGUGUCAUUCGCAUUGCAAGUUUGCAUCUAUUUGCAUCUUUGCAUUGACUUUGUAUGUAAUUUACUCACGCAAAGCGCUUGAUUCGCGUUUGGUGUGAACACAGCAUUAGGUUAAUAGGCAAAACUAUUUUGAUUUGUCUGCCUUGGUGAGAUUUUUGGAUAGUUUGAACCUUUGUAAUUUUUUGAGGACGUCAAACGAUUGUCAUGCUGUUAAUAAUGUCCCCUUUUCAAGAGAGGGGCUGUAUGAAAUAAGUGUUAUAGUCCACUGGUCUUUAUCGACGAGUGCUUGAGUCAUCAUGUGAUUGUAUUCUUAGUAAUGUGAGAGUUGGAAGAGAAAGCAUGGGUUAAACGAACUUGUGCGUUUUCCACAUGCAUACAUCCUAACCAGAUUUUUUAAUGGUAAGCGACUUUAUUUCCAUUUGAGGACCGCUUUCGAUCUUCUGACCCGACUCUGCUCCCUUUGUCGAGAGGGUCUUCUCUACCUGUAUAUUGUGCUGUGAUUUUUGCUUGCAGUUUUUCUAAUCCAUUCCCCCAACCAACACACACAAAAAGAUGCUCUUGUAUGAGAGGACGCGUGCGUGUUUUCCUUUCUUGUAACUGUCCGUUGAAAAUAAAACAGAUGUGUGGAGAAACGAAGUGCGUUUUGACUCAGGACUGAGUUGUAUAUUUUUUCUUUGAAUUUGAAAUGGGUGCUCCUAUGUGGAUCUGAGUUGCUGUGAUUGCUGCUGCUCGCCGUCUAUUUUAAAGAAUGUCCUUAGUUUUAUUUCUGUCCAAUUUGACAA